AUGUCGCAACUCUCUCACGCUAAGAUCGUCCCUCGACCCUCCAAGACCAGAGGAGCAGCCAACCACGGCUGGCUCAACACCAAGCACUCCUUCUCGUUUGCUAGCUGGUACGAUCCAAAAUAUACUCAGUUCGGCUCUCUUCGAGUCUUGAAUGAAGAUCGCGUGGAGCCAGGAGAGGGAUUCCCCACCCAUCAUCACCAAAACGCCGAGAUCUUCUCAUAUGUUCUCGCUGGAGAGUUAACCCACCGAGACUCCAUGCAAAAGAAGGGUCAAGAAAGCAAUGACAAAGACAAGUUCUUCCGCCUCCAUCGUGGAGAUGUACAGUUCACCACUGGUGGCCGAGGUAUCUCCCAUAGCGAAUACAACGAACACAAGCAGGAUUGGGUCCACUUCCUGCAAAUCUGGGCAUUGCCAUGGAAGAGAAACCUUCCUCCUGCAUAUCACACCAGGACAUUCUCUGAGGAGGCCAAGCGAGAAGGAUUUGUGACCAUCAUCACACCCUUGAAAGCGGGACCAGAUGCAACACUAGAAGAGGAAAAGGCUGCAGUUCCGACAAUCGAUGGCACCAUUCCAGUUCACGCAGAUCUCGUUUUCAGUGCAAGCAUCAUUCCUCAAGGCAAGACUUUCACAUAUAAAGUCGGCGGAGGAGAUGCGGUAACUUCCAAAUCGAACCGAAACGUUUAUGUCCACUUACCCGAAACGAAAGGUGGAAAAGCCAAGAUCCGUCUUGACGGACGAGAUAACGUGGUAUUGAGCGAGGGUGAUGCAGCCUUUGUGACUCAAGUCAACGCCAAUGACGAACUCCGAGUGGAAAGCAUAGGCGAAGCUGAAGCAGAGGUCGUGGUGAUCGAUUCAGAGUAA
Messenger RNA from Exophiala bonariae, 861 nucleotides. RefSeq lists its product as uncharacterized. The transcript has a single exon. The record is from RefSeq and is a predicted model, not a curated record. Bases 1 to 861 code for a protein of 286 amino acids. NCBI's taxonomy places the organism in Eukaryota, Fungi, Ascomycota, Eurotiomycetes, Chaetothyriales, Herpotrichiellaceae.